Molecule: messenger RNA, 930 nt
Organism: Colletotrichum higginsianum IMI 349063
Lineage: Eukaryota; Fungi; Ascomycota; Sordariomycetes; Glomerellales; Glomerellaceae
Product: Haloacid dehalogenase-like hydrolase
Exons: 2
Coding region: 1-930 (309 amino acids)
Molecular function (GO): phosphatase activity
Source: RefSeq, a predicted model, not a curated record
AUGGCUCCUCGCACCGACUUCCCUCCCAUCCGGGCUUGCCUCUUCGACAUGGACGGCCUCCUCCUCGACACCGAAGACCUGUACACCGCCUGCAUCAACCUCAUUCUCGAGCAGUAUGGCCGCCCUCUCCUCCCCUGGAACAUCAAGGCCAAACUCCAGGGUCGUCCCGGCCCCGACGCCACCCGCAUCUUCCACGAGUGGGCGCAGCUCCCCAUUGCCCACGACGAGUACCAUCAGAAGCUCUCCGCCCACCAGCGCGAGCUCUUCCCCACGACCGGACCCCUCCCCGGCGUCCCCGACCUGCUCCAGAACCUCGGCCGCACCCGCUACUGGGACCUGAAGCCCCGCGCUGACGGCAACAAGGACCCCCACCGCGUCCACAUCGCCCUGGCCACCUCUUCCCACGAGGCCAACUUCAAGCUCAAGUCGGACCACCUGACCGAGCUCUUCUCCGUCUUCCCCUCCCACCGCCGUGUCCUCGGCGACGACAAGCGCAUCGCUCCCGGCCGCGGCAAGCCCAACCCGGACAUCUUCCUGCUCGCACUCAAGACCAUCAACGAGUCCCUUGGCGACGGCGAGAAGCCCAUCACCCCGGAGGAGUGCCUCGUCUUCGAGGACUCGGUCCCCGGCGUUGAGGCUGGCCGCCGCGCCGGCAUGCGCGUCAUCUGGUGCCCCCACAAGGGCCUUCUCAAAGAGUACGCCGGUCGCGAGAAAGAGGUUCUCGCCGGCCGCACUGGCGAGGCCGGCCAGGUCGACAUGCACCAGGUCGGCGAGAUCGACGACGGCUGGGCCGAGUACCUGCCCACCCUCGAGGACUUUCCCUACGAGAAGUUCGGCAUGACCAUCCCCCCCGUCGAGGUUGACAACGAGCCCUUCAUGAAGGAAAACGUCGGCGACGUCCUCGUUGACAAGACCAACGGCUCCGCUUAG